Messenger RNA from Penicillium samsonianum, 1230 nucleotides. RefSeq names its product NAD(P)/FAD-dependent oxidoreductase. The record is from RefSeq and is a predicted model, not a curated record. Gene Ontology annotation, molecular function: NADH dehydrogenase activity. The transcript has a single exon. Lineage: Eukaryota; Fungi; Ascomycota; Eurotiomycetes; Eurotiales; Aspergillaceae. Bases 1 to 1230 code for a protein of 409 amino acids.
AUGCCCAAAAGAAUCGUCAUCAUUGGCGCUGGAUUUGCCGGCGUCUGGAGUGCACUCUCCGCCCAACGCCUAGUAAACCUCACAAAGAACGAAAAAAACAUCGAGGUCUUGGUCAUCGCCCCGGAACCAUCCUUGGUUAUUCGUCCACGGCUUUAUGAGGCCAAGGCGUCCAGCAUGACCCAUGCUCUUGAUGCUCUUUUCCAGGAGGCAGGAGUACAGUACCUCCAGGGAUGCGCAAAUACGAUUCAUACCGAGAAGCACGCCAUCAAGUUCCAAUCUGCUGACGGCAUCGAAUCAACUAUCAACUACGACCGCCUCAUUUUAGCAGCUGGAAGCAGUGUGGUACUGCCAAAUGGUAUCAAAGGGAUCAAGCAACAUGCUUUUGAUGUCGAUUCCCUAGCCUCUGCUACAAAGCUUGAGACCCACCUCGAGAACUUGUCAUCGCUUCCAGCAAGCCCUGCUCGUGAUACCAUCGUGGUGUGCGGUGCUGGGUUUACGGGAAUCGAACUCGCAACCGAGCUGCCUAAGCGCCUGAGACAUGUCACAAAUCCUCGGAUUAUUCUAGUUGGGAGUGCAGACCACGUUGGCCCUGAUCUGGGACCAGGCCCUCGUCCUGUUAUCACGCAAGCUUUGAAAGAUCUCGGGAUUGAACUUAAGCUCGGUUCUUCAGUCACAGCAAUCGAUGCGGACGGAGUAACGCUUGCAUCUGGCGAGCACAUCGCAGCAAUUACCUCCAUCUGGACAGCUGGUGUGCGCGCUACGCCCCUAACACAACAAAUCUCCGGCGACAAAGAUGACCUAUUUCGUCUUCGUGUCGACAAAUAUCUCCGCGUUCCAUCGGUUGACCAUGUUUAUGCCACAGGCGACGCUGCCUGUGCUCUCGCCGAUGACAUGGGUCAUUACGCCUUGAUGUCAUGCCAACAUGCAAUUCCACUUGGCCGUGUGUCUGGCCACAAUGCUGCUGCCGACCUUGUUGGCGAGCCGAUGAUUGAGUACGUGCAGGCGACGUACGGCUGCUGUCUCGAUCUCGGGGCUUGGGGUACUGUGAUUUCUCAGGGUUGGAUUCCAGAGGUCACGGUUACUGGGAAUUUGGCAAAGAAGGUUAAGUGCUAUAUUAAUCAGAAGCUGAUCUAUCCCCCGGCCAAGGCUCAGGAGGCGCUUGAAUUGGCUAACCCGGUUGGACUUGAUUCGGAUCAGCUGUUUGAGCAGGUGCUGCAAGCUGUCGCAUAA